This is a messenger RNA of Pelmatolapia mariae (spotted tilapia), 975 nucleotides long. RefSeq names its product gastrula zinc finger protein XlCGF57.1-like. Gene Ontology annotation, biological process: regulation of transcription by RNA polymerase II. The record is from RefSeq and is a predicted model, not a curated record. Gene Ontology annotation, molecular function: DNA-binding transcription factor activity; RNA polymerase II cis-regulatory region sequence-specific DNA binding. Lineage: Eukaryota; Metazoa; Chordata; Actinopteri; Cichliformes; Cichlidae. Bases 1 to 975 code for a protein of 324 amino acids. The transcript is spliced from 2 exons.
AUGCACAUGCGAAUUCACACAGGUGAGAAGCCACAUUGUUGUAGCACAUGUGGGAAAAGAUUUACUCAGAAGGGUCAUUUGAAGAUUCACAUGCAAAUUCACACAGGUGAGAAGCCACAUUCUUGUAGCACCUGUGGGAUAAGGUUUACUCGGAAGGCUAACUUGAAGAGACACAUGCAAAUUCACACAGGUGAGAAGCCACAUUGCUGUAGCACCUGUGGGAAAAGAUUUAAUGUAAAAUCAAAUUUGAAAGCACACAUGCGAGUUCACACACGUGAGAAGCCAAAGUCUUGUAGCACCUGUGGGAAAAGAUUUACUGACAAGAGUCAGUUGAAGAGUCACAUGCAAAUUCACACAGGUGAGAAGGCAUAUUGCUGUAGUACCUGUGGGAAAAAAUUUCAUGUAAAAUCAAAUUUGAAAACACACAUGCGAAUUCACACAGGUGAGAAGCCACAUCCUUGUAGCACCUGUGGGAAAAGAUUUACUCAGAAGGCUAACUUGAAGAGACACAUGCAAAUUCACACAGGUGAGAAGCCACAUUCUUGUAGCACCUGUGGGAAAAGAUUUACUAGGAAGGGUCAGUUGAAGAGACACAUGCAAAUUCACACAGGUGAGAAGCCACAUUCUUGUAGCACCUGUGGGAAAAGAUUUACUCAGAAGGGACAGUUGAAAAGUCACGUGCAAAUUCACACAGGUGAGAAGCCACAUUCUUGUAGCACCUGUGGGAAAAGAUUUACUCUGAAGGGUUACUUGAAUAUGCACAUGCGAAUUCACACAGGUGAGAAGCCACAUUCUUGUAGCACCUGUGGGAAAAGAUUUACUCUGAAGGGUCACUUGAAUAUGCACAUGCGAAUUCACACAGGUGAGAAGCCACAUUGCUGUAGCACCUGUGGGAAAAGAUUUACUCAGAAGGGUCCGUUGAAGAGACACAUGAAAAUUCACACAGGUGAGAAGCCACAUUCUGUAUUACUUUAG